CGUGAGUGUAUUUCAGUGCACGUUGGUCAGGCUGGUGUCCAGAUCGGCAAUGCCUGCUGGGAGCUUUACUGCCUGGAACAUGGGAUCCAGCCGAACGGGCAGAUGCCCAGUGACAAGACCAUUGAAGGACGAGAUGAUUCCUUCAACACCUUCUUCAGUGAAACUGGAGCCGGAAAGCACGUCCCCAGGGCUGUUUUUGUGGACCUUGAGCCCACUGUCAUUGAUGAGGUGCGCACUGGGACCUACCGCCAGCUCUUCCACCCUGAGCAGCUGAUCACCGGCAAGGAGGAUGCUGCCAACAACUACGCCCGCGGUCUAACAACCAUCGGCAAAGAGAUCAUGCGACCUGUGGGCACCGGCCUUCAGGGCUUACUGGUUUUCCACUUCGGCGUGUGCACCCGGCUCUGGUUCACUCCCCUGCUGAUGGAGCGUCUGUCUGUCGAUACGGCAAGAGUCCAGCUGGAGUUCUCAUCUCCCGCUCCUCCAGGUGUCCACCGGCUGUGGGUGGAGCCUACACGCCAAUUGCUGACCACCCACACCACCCUGGAGCACUCUGACUGUGCCUUUCAUGGUGGAGCAACGAGGCCCAUGCCUACGAAUAUCUGCCGUAGGAACCUCGAUAUCGAGCGUUGCCGUCUUACACCAACCCCUGAACAGGUGAUCAGUCAGAUCGUGUCCUCCCCCAUCACUGCUUCUCCCUUCGCUUCCGAUGGUGCCCUCAAUGUUGAUCUGACAGAGUUCACAGACCAAACUUGGUGCGAAUAUCCCCGUAUCCACUUCCCUCUUGCCACCUAUGCCCCUGUUAUUCAGCUUGAGAAAGGCUUACAUGAGCAGCUCCUCAGUGUAAUCACAAACGCCUGCUUCGAGCCGUCCAAUCAGAUGGUGAAAUGCGACCCCCUCCGUCAUGGCAAGUACAUGGCUUGCUGCUGCUGUAUCGUGGUGACGUGGUGGCCCAAAGACGUGAAUGCUGCCAUUGCCACCAUGCAAAACGCAAAGCGGCUCCAGCGCCAGUUCGUGGACUGGUGUCCCACUGGUUUCAAGGUUGGCAUCAACUACAGCGCCCCACGCGUAGUCCCUGGUGAGACCCUGGACAGGUCCAGAGGGCUGUGUGCAAUGCUGAGCAACACCACCUGCUAUCGCAGAGGCCUGGGGCCUGCGGCUCCCCGACACAAGUUUCGAUGCUGAUGGUACGCAAGAGGGGCCUUUGUUCACGUGGUAUGUGGUGAUGGGUAUGGAAGGGGAGAGUUCUCUGAGGCCAGAGAGGAAAUGGCGGCUCUGGAGAAGGAUUACGAGGAGGUCGGAACUGAUAGUCUGGGAGAGGAGGAUGAAGGGGAGGAGUAUUAAAGUGGCAUACAUUCCCUUGUAUUGAUCUCUGAUCUGUUUUUUUUAUGUCAAAAAGAAUAAAAAUUGUUCAUUGACUAGA
Messenger RNA from Morone saxatilis (striped sea-bass), 1423 nucleotides. RefSeq names its product tubulin alpha-1C chain-like. Gene Ontology annotation, biological process: microtubule cytoskeleton organization; mitotic cell cycle. Gene Ontology annotation, cellular component: microtubule; cytoplasm. The record is from RefSeq and is a predicted model, not a curated record. Gene Ontology annotation, molecular function: GTP binding; structural constituent of cytoskeleton. NCBI's taxonomy places the organism in Eukaryota, Metazoa, Chordata, Actinopteri, Moronidae.